Messenger RNA from Owenia fusiformis, 739 nucleotides. Lineage: Eukaryota; Metazoa; Annelida; Polychaeta; Sabellida; Oweniidae. The record is from the annotation of a GenBank genome assembly.
AGGGAUCAACAACUCUAUCACCAAAUACAGAACUGUCCAUUGACUGUGAAUAUUCAUUCUAUAAAAACUGAUCAAACAUGGAAUUUCGUGAGCAACAGAGAUUUUAUCGUACAAACAGUCAAUACAGGCAUCGUAAUAUACAAAGUGUCCAGCAGAUGCAUUCUCAUCUAAUGCGUCAAAAUGACUAUUUGUGGUGCCAAAUGCAACAAAAUCAAUGCAGAGUUCCUCAAAUGCACCAAAAUCAACAAUAUGUUUAUCAAAAUCAAUGGCAGAAUCCUCAACUGCAGAAAAAUCACCGAACAAUGUUUGAGAAACAUGUAAAACAACAAAGGACAUCCCAACAAAUGUAUUAUCAGCAGCCAGGAAGAAUUCAUCUGCAUCAGAAUGAGUCUCGUAAUCAAUCAUGUUCGGGACUGCCUCGCAAGGAAAGACAAACAGUAUCUGGUAGUAUGAAACAUUUUAAGCAUAGUACAUUAGAUGGAGAUUAUUGCAUGUCAAGGGAGAGUAAUAGGUAUCAGAGAGGUGAACAUCAUGGUAUAUCAUCAGAAACCCCAAGGUAUCACUCAUAUUCUAAGUCAAUGAAAAGGUCAAUUGCUCCGUCACAAAAUAAUUUUAGUGUUACCGUUAGCAAUAGAGAGUCUGAAAAAACCAACAUUGGUGAUAGUUCACUGGUAAAUGAUAAAUAUCCAGAUGCUGGAGAUACAAAUAUUGGUGUAAGUUCACUGGUAAAUGAUGAACA